Messenger RNA from Oncorhynchus masou masou (cherry salmon), 8710 nucleotides. Its product is annotated as transcription factor HIVEP2-like. The coding region runs from base 322 to 6036 and encodes 1904 amino acids. Gene Ontology annotation, molecular function: RNA polymerase II cis-regulatory region sequence-specific DNA binding; DNA-binding transcription factor activity, RNA polymerase II-specific. Gene Ontology annotation, biological process: regulation of transcription by RNA polymerase II. Gene Ontology annotation, cellular component: nucleus. The transcript is spliced from 7 exons. NCBI's taxonomy places the organism in Eukaryota, Metazoa, Chordata, Actinopteri, Salmoniformes, Salmonidae. The record is from RefSeq and is a predicted model, not a curated record.
AUGCUUGGGUAUUUUCUCUGUUGACUAGCUCACAUCAAUAGAUAUUUGAACGAAUACUCAGUCAGCCUGCAGCAGCGGCAAAAACGUAAGAUUUUUGAGAUUUUACUCCUCGCUAAAUCUGAUCAUUGUUGUUAUUACUAUAACCCAGGGAUGGAGAAUGGACCGCUGGAAUUUGCAAAAUGAGGUAUGUCACAUGUGACUGGCGAUAUGGGACAAGAAGGGAGUAUACGAAUGUCAGAUGACCCUUUAUCUCCACAUAUUACUACAUUUACAUCACAGACAUUAUUGUCUGUUGGAUAUCAACCCUGAAGAGGAAUCGUCAUGGAGUCACUAGAAGCUACUGUGGAGGUGAAAUGUUCUAAAGAGGAUCUAAAAAAGACAGCUACACAGACAAAGUUGGCAGCGCCAGAGGCUACAACUGCCCAAACUAAAAUGCCCCCUUCGGCUGAUUCUGAGGGGGAGGGGUGGCACCAAUGCCCACAACCAGAGGAGGACCAGAGUAGAACCACAUGUGGUUCAACAGACAAGCCUGACUCAGGGAAACUAAGACAAUUAGGGAAAUCACCACGCCAAUUACAGGAUCAAGCCUGCAGUCAUCCUCAUUACAACGUAUUAACAUCAUAUCCACCACUGGGGAGACAGGCAGUUCCCUUUGCUCGACAGAAAACGGCAGAUCGCUCGGUUUCUGCACAUCCGCUAUCCCAUGGCAACUGUGAAGGGCCCUCUCCUCAGAGGAGCGCCCCCAGUUUACCCGCGUCUCUUCAACACUGUUCCCAGUCAGGGAUAGAGGAGCUAUCCAAGGACGUGUGUAGUAAGCUGGAGCAGAAACAGCAGCAGAGGCCUGGGAAGUAUGUUUGUGAUUAUUGUGGGAGGGCAUGUGCCAAACCCAGCGUACUUAAAAAGCAUAUUCGCUCACAUACUGGGGAGCGACCCUACCCCUGCGUUCCCUGCGGCUUCUCUUUCAAAACCAAGAGCAAUUUAUACAAACACAGAAAAUCUCAUGCUCACUCUGUCAAAGCUGGGACAGUGCCAAUUUCAGAACUGGGUUCUUACAAUGCCAACAUAGAGGACCGGGGAUCUUUAGAAGGAGAAGGAGAGCUAUACUCUGACGCUGAGCAGAGCUCUGACACGGAUGAUGACUAUUCAUCGUUCUUGGACUCUGUUUCAGUCGAGGAACCAGAUAGCACCACUGCUGUGAAAGUACUGAAACUCAUUGCCCAGAAACAGGGAGUUACAUCAACAUUAUCUGAGGAGCGUUCAGCCAGGCUCCCAGGGAUCAAUGGUGCUCAAGCUCCAGCCGUUUCUCAGGUCAGUCGGGCAAUUCAAUCCAGCGCCAUCAAGCAGAGGCUGGCACUCCGGCUCUCAGAGAAAAGGAGCAGUGACACUGACACAUCUCUCUCCCUGCCUAGCCAGGGAAGCAAAGGCAGCACAGACUCAGGCUACUUCUCACGCUCUGAGAGCGCAGAACACCAAACUGGUGGUCCUCCCAACACAAACGCCAAGUCCUAUCAAGAGAUUAUGUUUGGGAAGUGUUACAAACCGAACCCGAAACAGGCCAGAACUGUUGUGACUUGCACUACAGACUUAAUAAGUGAUCGUAAGUCUUCAGAGCGAGGUGUUUCCCGCGUAUUCACACAAGAAAAGGAAUCAAUGAUAGAAUCGAUCAGAAUAAACACACAUUCAUUUACAAGGGAAGAAAUUAAAGAGGCUCAACUAGAGCUCUCCGAUUCUGGGCAGCUGGUGCGGAGCAACUCGAUGCCCACGUCCUCAGCUGCGUGUCUGGACAUGCCACAAGGCCUGCGAGGCAGCCACUCCUUUGAUGAGAGGGCGUCCCCUGGAGGUAUUAGGAGACUCAGGCGACAGGCUGCCUUUGAACACUCUGCACACGAUGGACACACAGAACUUCCUGACCACUACGGAAACAUCUCUGAUAUUUCCAACCUUGGAGUAGAGAUGGAAUUUGCGACGAGGAAACGACGGAAGGAAAACUGUAUCAGGGAGGAGGAGGAUAUAGCAAGCCAGUAUCACACAGACUACGACCACGCUGAAGAGACGAGGGACUGUGAUUCAAAGCAAGCCUCUCAAGGUGCUCUAACCACGACUCCUUCAGUGAAAGUACAUGCCCAAAGCGUGAAUACACAGGAUAGAGCGCAGUGUGAUAGACUGGACAUGGAAAUGUUGGAAGACACCACAGAGAAGAGAGCUUUAGGCAAUGUCAUCUCUGUGAUUCAACACACAAACUCCUUGAGCAGGUCUCACUCGGACGAGUCUUACAACCACCAGAGACGGGAAAAGCCUUCCUCAAUGGAAGUGGUGGAGCAAACCGAAACCCGAGAUAAAAGGACUGAGAUCAUUGCACACCAAUUGAGUGACAGUGGAUUGUUAGAUCAAUCAUAUCAAAUGACACCUAAGUUAGUCCGUCAGUCCAACAUACAGGUCCCAGAGAUCAGGGUGACUGUAGAACCUGACAGUCCAGAGAAAGAGAAAGCAGCGGAGGUGAAACAGGUGAAGGCGAAGGAGCCCGAUAGAUAUGUAGAGGAGUUCCAGUGGCCUCAAAGAAGUGAAACCCUGUCUCAGUUCCCCCCAGAAAAACUCCCUCCAAAGAAGAAGAGACUGCGCUUAGCUGACUUGGAGCACUCUUCUGGUGAGUCUAGCUUCGAGUCGGCCUGUACGAGCCUCUCCCGAAGCCCUAGUCAGGAUAGCAACCUAUCCUACUGCUCCAGCUUCUCGUUUGACCGAGAAGAGAGAGAGCGAGAGUUUAUCCCCAAGCCAGCUCCCCUGGCAGCUAGACAGGAUGAGUUUGGAAAAGCGUUGGAGUUCUUAGCUGUGCCAGGAAGCGCCCACUCCCUCUCUGUCCUGAACCAGCGUCAACAACAUGAAAUGAGACGCUCCUCUUCAGAACAGGCACCAUGCAACUCUCAGCGCAGAGAGCUCCCAGAGGUCCGAAGCGUAUCAUUUGACUACGGCAGUCUCUCUCCAAUGGCCAAAGUUAGACAUGCGGAACUCGGCGCCAGUUACUCAGAACCCAGACGGGGUAACUUGGUAAGACAGGCGUCCUUGAAUGUUGACCCUGAAUUUACACAUCCAGUCCUUCCGCUAAAUAUUCUUCCUCAGUACCUCAGCAAUGCCCUGUCGCUCUCAACCACUUCUCUGCUCUCGCAGUCUCUGCCAAUGUUUGCCCCUCAGCCACCACACUCCGGUCUCUUAGUUCCUGUUAGAAUACAGGCUCACGUGCCAUCUUACGGUAGCAUUACAUACACCACUGUGUCACAGGUUGUAGAGGAUCCAUACGAAAACUCUCUCACUUCUCACUUUGCACAUUUAUCCACAAAUUUAGAUGCGUUAUUAGGACACCCCCGAGGACUGUUGACCAACAACCCAGCCCAGAUUCAAGUUCUAGAUCUGUCACCAGCUAAGUUUAAGACAGGCAUCCCUCUAACCCUGACCUCCAGAACUAUCUCCACCACCAACUGUGGAUCCAGUGGUGGAUCCAACAAGCGCAUGUUGUCUCCGGCCAGCAGCUUGGACCUGUUCACGGAGGUAAAACAGCAGAAACGUGUCAAAGAGGAGAAAAUGUACGGUGAGAUAGUGGAGGAGUUGGGUGCUGUGGAGUUAGGGAACUGUAAUGUAACUGAAGAGAGCAAGUACAGUUUAAAGACUGAGUUUAAAAGUGACACCAACCAGGGAGCAUCACUGUCAUGCCUUUCUUCUAUAUCCUCUUUGUCUGUGUCAUCCUCACGUCAUUCUCAAGACGACCGAGCAAGUGAAAGCUUCAUCUCACCUCAGCAACAAGGGUCAGAAUGUCCUGAUUCCCCUAUGGAUAACUCCCCAACCGGAACACGCCUAUAUCCACCCUCUCUGAUUUCCCUAAAUGAUUUCAAAGAGUCUGGCAUGGACAGCAAGGCACAGAUGGAAAUUAUGGUGCAGGUAGUCAAAGGUCAGGGCAUCCUCAUCUCUGACGGUGAAAACACCAAACUGAUAUCUCAGUUUCCAAGUCUUCGCACAACGACAGUUGUGAGUUGGUGCUAUCUGAACUACACCAAGCCAAACAGCACUCACAACACUUGUCCUAUGUCCUCUGUGUACACUACGUGGUGCGUCAGUUCCCAUAACCCCAACCCUCCUAACCUCAACACCAGUGCAACCCUGGCUCUGCUCCGCUCCAAACAGAAGACUAACACAUGGGUGUACACCAUGGCUGCCAUGUACCAACCUGGGACUGGGAAACUGGUCUCCUCCUCACUCUUAUGGAGGCAGAGGCUUGAGCUGCUACAGAGCAAACCGGAGCUCAAAGAGCUGGAUGUGAUCUCCUGUGGAAGGAAAGUGAAGGAUGCCAGCUGCAGGGUAAAAGCAGUGAAGGAGGACUGGAAAGACAUGGAGGUCUCCUCGAAACAUACAGCAGCGCCAACACCAACACCAACCCAGAUCAAAAUCUUUGACGGAGGGUUCAAGUCCAAUGAGGACUAUGUGUACGUGAGGGGCCGAGGCCGAGGAAAGUAUAUCUGUGAGGAGUGUGGCAUCCGCUGUAAGAAACCUAGUAUGCUAAAGAAACACAUACGCACCCACACUGACGUCAGACCCUACGUUUGCAGGGUCUGCAACUUCGCUUUCAAAACGAAAGGAAACCUGACCAAGCAUAUGAAGUCAAAGGCUCACAUGAAGAAGUGUCUUGAGCUUGGUGUGUCAGUCACAGUGGAUGAUACAGAGACACAGGAAUCUGAUGACAUCCAGCAAGACUCGAAGACCGGGGUCUUGAGCUCAGCCAAACACCAGUUCUCGGACGCAGACGACUCCGAUGGCAUGGAUGAAGAGAUAGAUGACAUUGACGAAGAUGACGAUGAUGAUUACGACGGUGGCUCCACUCCAAAAAUCCGCUCCCGGAGCACCAGCCCUCAGCCCUGUGACAUAGCCUCUCCGUCGGUCACCGCUACCACCAUCACCCAGGUUGUGUCGUCGGCUCUCCAUGGCUGUACCCUCAGUACCUUCCGUUCUCUCCCCAGCUGCCUCACCAACUCCAUCGUGCCUCCACCGUGCCAUCCCCACACCUCCAUCUCAGGCAAGAGGACAGGGCCAGACCGGAGGACUGUCUUGGCCUCCAGCCUGGACAAGGAGCAGAGUGAGAGAGAGAGGCUUGUGGAGGAGGACUGUAGCCUGGCCAUGCUGUCUCCUGACCAGGGUUGUCUGUUCACCGGUCUGCUGUCCACUGGCUGGGAGUCCCCUCUGAGGGAACCGUCCCCCUCACAGCUCCGCUACCCAUCACCCCGUAGAGACCUCUCCCCCCGGGGUCGCUUCUCACCUCGAUGGGACACCUCCCAGCUGAGGCCCAGCUCCCCCAACCUCAACCCCAUCCAGCACCUCUCCCCGGCCUGCAUGGAGAGGCCCCUGUCCCCAGGCGGAGUGGACCUGCCUGGGAGGAGGGAGCCAUCGGCCCGGGGCAGACAGAGGGUGGUGCUGAGGGCUGUGUCUCCACGUAGAGGGGGCUCGCAACACAGAGGGUCUGGCGAUAAAACCAAGCGACAAGCCAAGGCUGAACUUGUCCACAAGGGAGGAUCCAUUGAAAUGGAUUUGGAUCAGAGGAGAAGCACGCUCCCCAAACUGCCUGGUCCCUACAUCUCCAGUUGUACCCAUCAUAACGUCCUCAGCCACCUUCCCCUACACUCCCAGCAGCAGGUUCGAACUCUACUCCCCAUGGUCCCUAUCGGGGGGAUCCAGAUACUGCGCACUUUGCCCUCCUGCAGCUCUGACCGGACCCAUCUGUCAGCCCUGUUCCAUCAGAAGACUGAGCUCCACCAGGACAGUAAUAAGGAGGGAUCUGUCUGUGUGGCGGGCUUCGGUGCAGAGGACUCAGUAGCCCAGCAGCAGGAGAAGGAGUGGGAAAGGGAGAGGCCGUCCCCCCACCAGACACCCUGGGACUCUGAGGAGGAAAAAGAUCCUGCCUCUGUCCUCACGGUCAGGGACCCUAAGCAGGAAGAGGGUCUUCAGACCUGCACCAAGGCCAUCGCCUCCCUCAGGAUCACUUCUGAGGAGCAUCUAUAGACUGGGGUUGCAUAGGGCUCUGGCCAAAAGUAAUGCACUCUAUAGGGAACAUACGCUACAUGACCAGAAGUAUGUGGACACCUGCUCGUCUAACAUCUCAUUCCAAAAUCAUGCGCAUUAAUAUGGAGUUGGUCCCCCCAUCGCUGCUAUAACAGCCUCCACUGGACUUGCUUCCAUUCAGCCACAAGAUCAUUAGUGAGGUUGGGCACUGAUUUUGGGUGAAUAGGCCUGGCUCGCAGUCGGUGUUCCAAUUCAUCCCAAAGGUGUUCAAUAGGGUUGAGGUCAGGGCUCUGUGCAGGCCAGUCAAGUUCUUCCACACCGAUCUCGACAAACCAUUUCUGUAUGGACCUCGCUUUGUGCACAGGGGCAUUGUCAUGCUGAAACAGUAAAGAGCCUUCCCCAAAUUGUUGCUACAAAGUUGGAAGCACAGAAUUGUCUAGAAUGUCAUUGUAUGCUGUAGCGUUAAGAUUCCCCUUCACUGGAACUAAGGGGCCCUUCCUGAACCAUGCAAUACAGUUGGCACUAUGCAUUGGGGCAGGUAGCGUUCUCCUGGCAUCCACCAACCCUAGAUUUAUCCUUUGGACUGCCAGAUGAUAAAGCGUGAUUCUUCACUCUGGAGAACGUGUUUCCACUGCUCCAGCUGACGCUUGGCAUUGCGCAUGGUGAUCUUAGGCUUGUGUACAGCUGCUCGGCCAUGGAAACCCAUUUCAUGAAGCUCCCGACGAAUAGUUAUUGUGCUGACGUUGCUUCCAGAGGUAGUUUGGAACUCGGUAGUGAGUGUUGCAACCGAGGACAGAUGAUUUUUACGCACUUCAGCACUCGGCGGUCCCGUUCUGUGAGCUUGUGUGGCCUACCACUUCGCGGCUGAGCCGUUGUAGCUCCUAGACAUUUCCACUUCACAAUAACAGCACUUACAGUUGACCGGGGCAGCUCUAGCAGGGCAGAAAUGUGAUCAACUGACUUGUUGGUAAGGUGGGAUCCUAUGGCGAUGCCAUGUUGAAAGUCACUGAGCUCUUUAGUAAGGCCAUUCCACUGCCAAUGUUUGUCUAUGGAGAUUGCUCGAUUGUAUACACCUGUCAGCAACGGGUGUGGUUGAAAUAGCCGAAUCCACUAAUUUGAAGGGGUGUCCACAUACUUUUGUAUAUAUAGUGUACCUUGGAGCUUCCUCCAGGAGCAGCUGAGCCUCUCAUCCAUUGCCCAGUCCCCAGCUUGCCUGGUCCUAGAUCUGUUUAUGCUGUCUUGCCAACUUCUAUGGUCACAUAGGAGUUGGCAAGACAGCACAAGAAGAUCUGGCACCAGAAUACAUCCACAGUCCCUCUCAAUCUCAUUCCUCUAGACAGACAGACAGUCAGACAUACAAAAUGACUUCAUCCAGUCCCUUUUGGUUGGGUGUUGGAGGCUCUCCUCUCAGUCGGUUCAGGUUUCUGCAUGCUAGUAGUGUAAAGGCCAGUCAUCUAACACGCCCCUCCCCUCCUGUCUCCCUCCCACAGACUAUAUCUAUAUCUGAGCGAAGAACAAACCUUGAAAUACAGGAUCAACACAAGACUUCAUGCUCUCUAUGAAUUUCUCUAUGAAUUAAGAGUUUUUGAACAUUUAGGUCAGCAGAAUCCUCAUAGGGAAGGACAAGCAAGAAGUCAGUUGAAGCGGUGGACACAGGUGCAAAACAUGGUGUUAAAGUAAAUGCUUAUAUAUUAGUUAAGCUUGCAUACACUUGCACACAAACAUAAUUAUUGAUGUUGAUUAUACUCCAUAACCCACUCUUAACACAUACAGUAUGUGCAUACACAUGUAUAUGUGGACAUGUAUACGUGGACAAGCAUUUCGCUACACCCGCAAUAACAUCUGCUAAAUAUGUGUAUGUGACCAAUAACAUUUGAUUUGAUUUGACUACUUUGAAAAUAGGCUGUUAUUGUAUUCAUAUCGAGUGAUGAUAGUUAAGGGUUUGAUUAUUGAAAACAUUGGAGAGGAAGUAACAACAGAAGUAUCUGAAAUAUGAAAGUAUUUGAAAAUUGAGUCUGACCAAAUUUAGCAUAGACUUGCUUCUUGUCCAGUUUGGUGCUUUUGAUUGAACAGCAAAAGUCUGUCUGUGCCUUUUCUUUGCUUUCUACCUAUGUUUUGAACGAGCAUAUUAAGCAAGGGAAAAGUGACUAUCAUUUUUAAGGAACUUUUAAUCAGAAUUGUCUGACGUGACAGUGUUAUUUAUUAUCAAUGAAUAUUGCACUAAAACAUAUCUUUUACUUUGUGGAAUGAAAUUGCUGAUUUGUGCCGCUACGUUUAAUGUAAAUGUAUCCAUUUUAAAUGUUUUAUGUUGCAGAUUCUCAAUGUUGUGUUUUUAUCUUUAUGCUAUUGCACAAAUAGAGAAGUGAAUAUUAUGUAUACUGUGAGAUGUCUUUAUAUAUUAGAAAAGUACUCUCUUAUUGACGAUGGAAAAUAUUUGACUACUAUUUAUAUGCUGUAUAUUAUCUCCACUUAUGCAACAGUGUGUCCCACUGACCGAAGCGUAUGAGAUCCUUAUGAUGUCAUGUCAUUGCUUUAUAACUUAUGGCUUUGAAUCAAAAACUUGUUUUUGUUAUUCUGGCCACUGAACCCUUUAUGAAUUGAAAUAAGCACUUUCCUCCUAACUUUGAUAACUGACUGAGGUGGUGAGUGAGGAGAAAUAAAAACAAUCAUGUGA